Messenger RNA from Cricetulus griseus (Chinese hamster), 1419 nucleotides. NCBI's taxonomy places the organism in Eukaryota, Metazoa, Chordata, Mammalia, Rodentia, Cricetidae. The record is from RefSeq and is a predicted model, not a curated record.
CAGAAGGUUCAGAGAACUUGGUAAAGAAAGUUGUAACACCCUACUUUGAUUUUCGGCUUUUGGAAGCAGUCCCAUUUGGGUGGAAGCAAUGAUGAGUCAGUUUGUGGGUCAUCCCUAAAAGCACUGUUACUCUAUAAAACUUGGGUUCAGGAGGGUGUUUGUAGAAGGAGGUGGGCAGAGAACACGGCAAAGGCAGCAUAGAGCUGAGGAAAGCCAGCGGAAAUGAAGAGUCUCUUGGUCCUGGUCCCGCUAUGGCUGUGUGGAGCAGUUUGCUCAGCCUACCCUCUGUAUGGUGGUAGUGCAAGGGAGGAGGACACCGGUAUGGAGCUUCUUCAGAAAUACUUAGAAAACUACUACGGCCUUGCAAAAGAUGUGAAGCAGUUCACUGAGAAAAAGAACAAUAGUCCUGUUGUCAAAAAAAUCCAAGAAAUGCAGAAGUUCCUCGGGCUGGAGAUGAUAGGGAGGCUGGACUCCAGCACUAUGGAUGUGAUGCUCAAGCCCAGGUGUGGCGUCCCCGAUGUCGGUGAUUUCAGCACCUUUCCAGGUUCACCAAAGUGGAGGGAAACCCACCUCACCUAUAGGAUUGUGAAUUAUACACCAGAUUUACCGAAAGAGAGUGUGGACUCUGCCAUUGAGAAAGCACUGAAAGUCUGGGAAGAGGUGACCCCACUCACGUUCUCCAAGCGCUCUGAAGGAGAGGCUGACAUAAUGAUCUCCUUUGCAGCUGGAGGUACCAACUUAUUCCUGGUUGCUGCUCAUGAACUUGGCCACUCACUGGGCCUCUUUCACUCAGCCAAGCCUGAAGCAUUGAUGUACCCAGUCUACAAGUCCUCCGGAGACCUGGCCCGCUUCCGUCUCUCUCAAGAUGAUGUGGAUGGCAUUCAGUCCCUCUACGGACCUCCCCCAGCAUCCCCUGAUGUCCCCGUGGUACCCACCAAACCUAACUCUCUGGAACCUGAAUCAUCGCUGAUGUGCAGUCCUGCUUUGUCCUUUGAUGCAGUCAGCACCCUUCGGGGAGAAUUCUUGUUUUUUAAAGACAGGCAUUUUUGGCGAAAAUCUUUGAGGACCCCUGAGGCUGGCUUUUAUUUGAUUUCUUCAUUUUGGCCCUCCCUCCCUUCCAGCAUGGAUGCCGCAUAUGAGGUUACUAACAGAGACACUGUUUUCAUAUUUAAAGGGGAUCAGUUCUGGGCUGUCCGAGGGCACGAGGAGCAAGCAGGCUACCCUAAAAGCAUCCACACUUUGGGUCUCCCUGCAACUGUUGGGAAGAUUGAUGCCGCCGUUUCUGACAAGGAGAAGAAGAAGACGUACUUCUUUGUAGAGGACAAAUACUGGAGAUUUGACGAGAAGAAACAAUCCAUGGAGCCCGGAUAUCCCAGGAAGAUAGCUGCAGACUUCCCAGGCGUGGACUCGAAGCUUUGA